Fusarium vanettenii 77-13-4 is the source of this 1521-nucleotide messenger RNA. RefSeq lists its product as uncharacterized. Lineage: Eukaryota; Fungi; Ascomycota; Sordariomycetes; Hypocreales; Nectriaceae. The transcript is spliced from 6 exons. Gene Ontology annotation, molecular function: methyltransferase activity. The record is from RefSeq and is a predicted model, not a curated record. The coding region runs from base 514 to 1521 and encodes 335 amino acids.
GAAAGUGUAUUCGACUGUCCCUCGGCUCUCCAGAAAGGCUCUCUGGCAUUUAUUCCGUACUGUGUCGCCGCUUGGGCCAUGUGAAGCAAACAAACUCCGCCCCUCCUUUGCGCAAACUGAACCAAACAGCCGAAUGGCAGAGUCCCUCCAUGCGCCAACCGCAUAACUCAUCACCAACAACUGGCGUCGGUAAGUACGUAGUAGAUCGUAGGGCACACCAAGUGCGAACCCCUUUGUCAAGGGCCAGUGUCGGCAGCCAAAAGGGUUCAUCGGGGUGGGCCCUCCGUCAUGGAAGCAACCGUGUAAUCCUCAUGACCUCUUGCAUAUGUUGAUUGGGGUUCUUGGUCUUGUGCACCUGUCGCAGUUGGUCGUUUCACAGAAAUGGCCAAGGUGGUGGCGUUGCCGCAACCUAGGGGGACAUGAUUCCCGCCGUAAUAAAGCGUACCGAAUCUCAGGUCGUCCAUUUCCCUUGCCACCGAGUCUUUAUCCUUCGCCCUAGGACCGUUCGACACGAUGGAAGACGACGAUACCCGCUCUUUCUCGCUCAUCUCGACCGUGGGGAUAGAGUCCGCAUACACGGCGACAGAUCAAGAUACGGACGACUCGAGCUGCUCCACUUCGCUACCUCCAAGCAUUCAUGGCUUUGAGUACGAGUGUGGUCGACGGUAUCACAGCUACAUGAGCGGGCGGUACCCCCUCCCCAACGAUAACGGAGAACAGCUUCGUGAGGAAACUGAACAUGCUCUGUUUCUCCAUCUACUUAGUGGUAAACUCUUCUUGUCGGAGAUCGGUGACUCUCCGCGAAAGAUCAUCGACAUCGGCACGGGAACCGGAACAUGGGCCAUAGACGUGGCCGACCUAUAUCCAUGUGCGAGUGUUGUCGGAACUGAUCUGUCGCCCAUUCAGCCCGAAUCGAUGCCGUUGAACGCCCAGAUGUUUAUUGAAGACUGCGAGGACCCAGAAUGGACACAUGGAAACAACUUUGACCUGGUCCACCUCAGGGGGGUCGCUGGCUUCUUACUCGACCUCGAUGCCGUGGUCGAUAAUGCCCACGAACACCUCAGAUCUGGAGGGUGGAUCGAGUUUCAAGAGUUCGACCAUUCGGUGCUCUGCGACGACAACACCAUGAAGGAAGAUGAUCCUUUGCGCAUCUUCUUUGACACCUGUACCGAGGGCAUGCGCAAGUAUGGCUGUGUCGGCUUUGGUAAGCACGAUAUAAAGCAGUCCCUCAAGCGUGCAGGCUUCAGGCGCAUCCAGAUGGUGACCAAAAGAGUUCCUCUCUCGUCAUGGCCAGGGGAGAAGAAGCCGAGGACUGUAGGAACGCUGAUGCAGGCCAAUAUCUCGGAAUGUCUCGAAGCAUUUGCGGUCAAGCCAUUGGUUGCCCUGGGAAUGACACCAGAGCAGAGACACGAAAUGGUGAGCCGUGCUCGCGAGAGUCUCCUGGACAGUUCAAUUCGUCGGUAUGUGAACUGCUAUUUCUACAUGGGUCAGAAGGUCCAGCGCAGUCGUGUUUCGAUCUGA